Messenger RNA from Effrenium voratum, 927 nucleotides. NCBI's taxonomy places the organism in Eukaryota, Dinophyceae, Suessiales, Symbiodiniaceae. The record is from the annotation of a GenBank genome assembly.
AUGGGCGUGUGCCUGCUAGAGCGCCUGCAGCACGAGCCAUACUGGGACAAUGUUCCCGUCGAGCCGAUUACGGGAAGCUGCCGUGCCGGCACUGGCACGCUGUCCAGCCAGGCCGAGGCUCUGGAGGCGAUGCGCUGGCCUUCCUUGCGCCAGUAUGUGCAGCCUCUGGCAUAUGUUGACUACACUGAUGCCCGAGACCUCGAUAGGAUCUCUUGGAAGUUUCCCAGUUGGAGGGCAGAGGGGCCGCUGCACGAGACCAUGACCUUGUCCGACGGCUUCAACACCCUGUGGCGCGCCUUGCAGGAGACCCUGCGAAGCCAUCCCUGUGGGCUCGAAUGCGCCGCUGCUGUACUGCUGGGAGAGACGAUGCAGUUCACUCGGGAAGCGCUGGCCCGUCCCGGGCAGAGGCUGCCGCCGCCUUUGCGGGAGGCGUUCUGCCGGGCUCCGUGGCGCGCCUGGCUGAAGAGUGGCUGGGCCUGGCCCUUGCUGGAAGCUCUGGCGGCGGCUUCGGCGGCUGAGGCGGCUGAGGCGGCUUCGGCUUUGGAGGCGGCGUGCGUGGGGCAGCUGCAGGAGCUGCUGACGGACUGCGAGGCCGUCCAGCAGCUACCUGCCGCGCUGUGUGGCUGCUUGGAUGCCCGGCCCAUGCUUCGCCUGGCGGCAGCUUGCCUGGCGCCAAGGCCCAUCUUCUUAGGCGGCACUGAGCGGCGACUCAGCCACACGCUGUGCGACUUGGUGUCGCAGCAGCUGGAUGAUACAGUGGCUCUGCACGUGCACGGUGCUAGUGCCUACCUGCAGGAGAGGACGCGGAGGGCAGACCCUGGCUGCGGCUGGAGGUGCUGCAUUUCCUGUCCACCUUGGAUGGCGCUGCGCGGCUCACCGUGUAUGGGCACCUGGCGCGGGAUCGGAAAUACUACGCGCAGGCUCUGA